Protopterus annectens (West African lungfish) is the source of this 810-nucleotide messenger RNA. Its product is annotated as lysosomal alpha-glucosidase-like. Gene Ontology annotation, biological process: glycogen catabolic process; lysosome organization. The coding region runs from base 1 to 810 and encodes 269 amino acids. Gene Ontology annotation, molecular function: alpha-1,4-glucosidase activity. Lineage: Eukaryota; Metazoa; Chordata; Ceratodontiformes; Protopteridae. The record is from RefSeq and is a predicted model, not a curated record. Gene Ontology annotation, cellular component: lysosomal membrane. The transcript is spliced from 6 exons.
AUGAUGCCCUCUCAACAGGCCGAUCAAGGAGACAGUCAAGCGGUGAUGCUGUUUAACAUGUUUGGGAUACCUCUUGUUGGGGCAGAUAUCUGUGGAUUUGCUGGCAAUACAACAGAAGAGCUCUGCGUUCGUUGGUCUCAGCUGGGAGCAUUUUAUCCCUUUAUGAGAAAUCACAACGACUUUCAUAGCCAGUCCCAAGAGCCCUAUGUCUUCAGUCAGAAAGCUCAAGCAGCAAUCCGGAAGGCAUUACUGUUACGCUACUCUUUGUUGCCGUACCUCUACACCCUGUUCCACAAAGCACACACAGCUGCUGAGACUGUUGCCAGACCUCUGUUUUUUGAGUUUCCCAGUGAUCCUAACACCUGGACUGUGGACCAUCAGAUGAUGUGGGGAGAAGCCCUUCUUAUCACUCCAGUGUUACAGCAAGGCAAAACAGAAGUGAAAGGCUAUUUCCCCCCUGUUACGUGGUACAGCUUGUAUGAUGGCUCAGCCGUCCGCAGCAAGGGCCAGUAUGUAGUUCUGCCAACACCUCUGGAUACUAUAAAUGUCCAUGUGCGAGAAGGAUGCAUAUUGCCUCUGCAGCUACCUAACACUACAACUACUGCUUCACGUAUUAAUCCCUUUAAGCUGAUUGUUGCACUCUCAGAAGCUGGGGCUGCCAGAGGAGAGCUGUUUUGGGAUGACGGUGAAGGUCUCUUAACGUUUGAGAGGGGUGACUAUACCCAUAUCCUCUUCCUAGCCGCCAGUGUAAGUUCACAGAAAUGUUUACCAAGUCGUAUAGGAGAUGCAUUGUAUGACUUGUUACUUUAG